Molecule: messenger RNA, 2538 nt
Organism: Tribolium castaneum (red flour beetle)
Lineage: Eukaryota; Metazoa; Arthropoda; Insecta; Coleoptera; Tenebrionidae
Product: proton channel OtopLc
Exons: 9
Coding region: 475-2466 (663 amino acids)
Biological process (GO): proton transmembrane transport
Cellular component (GO): membrane
Molecular function (GO): proton channel activity
Source: RefSeq, a predicted model, not a curated record
GUGAUUUCCGAAAAUUUUUAUCGCGUGAGAUAAUCUUUUGGCGUCAUUGAAAUGUAAAAUAAAAAAAAGACGGAUAAAGUUAAUGAAGCGUCUCAGUAAGCAAUAAACUAGAGAUGUCCAAAUCAAAUUCUAUCGCGGAAUGAUUUAUUGUGCGUAAAUAAUGACGGCGUCUCAAUAAAAUAAUAAAAUGGUAAUAAAACAAUAAAUUGUCUGAAUAAAACGCGCAUUACGGGAAACGCUUGAAAAUUAACCGGUUCUGGACAGAAAAUCGAUGUCAUCAAUCUUGCGGUUUGCUUAAAUAUCGGUAACAAUACUCCGAGAGGGGUCUCUUGCACAAAUCAUGUUGCAAGAUUCAUUGUUUCAUUGCAAAUUUCCGAAGAGAAUUUCACAGUUUCUCAACCGCGGUCUUCAGUGAUGAUGCGUGAUUUUCGUCCCGAGAUCUAAAAACUGAACAUCGGCCCGAAGAAUGGCAGCAUGGUGCUCCAGCUCGUCUUGCCCGCCAACGGACAUGGGGACACUACCUCCAAUAUCGACGAAAUUUUCAGUGGUAACAAUAAACGUCGAAGUUCCGGUAGCCAGCCGGAGCUGUAUUCAACGCCAGAUACGGAAUGUUACGUCAAUACGGCUUUCAGCAAUGAUCUGGGCGACUAUAACCGGAAUUUUGUCCAAACACCCAUGUCGCUAGAAUCGACCAGCGAUCAAGCGAAAUCGACGAGCCCAGAAGACAAAAAGCAGAAUUUCAGGAAGCACCUCACAAAUAUCCUCAGUUCGAUGUACGCCCUUUUCGUCGUCACGCUGGGCUUGGUGGUGUAUAUAAGCGAUGUGAUUCUGGAAAGCAAUCCCCUAGCUGAACGUUUGCAGACUUUCAGCCUUUAUUUAGUCGUCAUCGCACUCAUCUUCAUCCUGUACUUAACGGUCGAUGUCAAACUGUACGUAAACAAGAAAAACAAAUACAACGAUCUGUUGGAAAAGAACGUUGCCGAAGAGAUCGAAAUGAAGGAGUCGGCCAGCGGUGAUUACCAACUUAAUAUCAGGCUACCGGAAGCCGUUAGAGUGAAACAAUUAGAACAUCAUUACUGUUUCAGCAAGGACAGGCAUUCCGCUAAUUUUUAUCUCAAAAUUGGAGCCGCAGUUUUCUGUCUGGGGCAUUUGAUACACAGUGGACUCCUCAUAGGGUAUCAGAUACUGUUCCUGACCUCGGACGGGGAAGACUUCUACAAGUGUGCGACAGUCACCAGCUUAAUCCUAGAUAUCGUCUACCCCAUCUACUCCUUCUUCCUGCUCUACUUCAUCUUCAAAUAUUCCAACAUAAUAGUCAACCGUCAUUUGGCCGUGGUCCGCUUCGGUCUGAUGCACUGCAUAGCCUCGAGUUUAUGCUUCUGGGUGUGGACGAUCCUCCGCGAGACCAUUGAGUCGCUGUCGCACCACAAGGAGGACUCCGCCAGUGAGGAGCUGCCAACGACCUCGGAGUCGGCAUUCUUCAGCAGCCCCCAGGCGCUUCCUCUCAUUUCGUACGACAAAAGGGGCGCCAAGCUCCUGACGGCUUAUCUCAACACGACCGUUCGUCAAUUCGUCAGCGAGUGUCAGAACGACGCUGGUCUCAGUCUGAUUUAUCGCAACUAUUCCCCUUAUUUGUAUCCGUUCUCCGUCGAGUACAGCAUCCUUGUCGUUGGGGUGUUAUUCGUGAUAUGGCAGAGCAUCGGGAAAUGCAAACAGAAAGAGGAAAUGUCAUCGACGAGACAAUGCGACACUCCGGUAGGAAAUAAUGAUAAUCUCGAGAGCAACGUAGUUAUUCACGCCGAUUGCCAUUCAGCCAACAAGGGACUCUUCAGCGGAAUUGUCAUCAUGGUCUUGACGGUUGUCAGUGUUAUAUUGUUCCUCAUCGCUUUCAACGAUUCCCGCUACACCGAGGAAGCCGUCUCGAUCAACAGCUCCACAUCCAUCAUCAUCACUCUGCUGAUGACCAUUACCGUCAUCUUCGCCUAUCGGCAAAUCACUAAACUGGACGUCAGCCAGUCGCAUGUGUCCCUUCUUGACGACCUCCUCCUCUUCGGCUGCAUCCCGGCGUUUUUCCUUAACGGAAUCGUCAGUAUUAUCCCAGCCGUCAUCUCCCAGAACGCCACAAGCAUAGUGCUUAUCAUCCUGGAAGUGGGUCAAGUUCUAGUGCAAACGCCGCUUAUCAUCGACGGGCUGCGACGUUGCAGCAACAGUAAGGAACUCAGGAGAGAAAAACCCGGGCGGGAACUAUUGACUUUCCUCAUCGUUUGUAAUGUGGCAAUGUGGAUCAUGCAAACGUUCGAGGUGAAAUCGCACGGCUUGCAAGAUCACAAGAACGAGUUCUACGGCGAGGAGCUGUGGACGAUCAUCGGGCAUCUCUGCGUCCCUUUGAUGAUGUUCUACAGGUUCCACUCCUCGGUCUGCAUUGUGGAUAUAUGGAAGUACGCGUACGAAGAGGGUAAACAUUGAAUGUGUGUGUAUAAUAAUUUAUGUUUUUGUACAAUAAACGUUGCUGCCGAAUAUAAAAUGCUCUAUUAUUGA